CCUCGUCCUCUCCUCCUCCCUCCUGCGUGUCGUACGUAUAAAAUGGACGUGCCCCCCUUCUCAUCUGCAACGGCGCGAGAGAUCGGGAGGGAGCUGGUGGAGCUGGAGAUGGGAUCUGCGGCGGCGGAGUUCGGUUUGGACUUUAAGCUCUGCGCCAUGAGGACCGUCGGUGGCUUUCUAAAAGAGGCGGCGGCGGCGGUUCAGAGCAGCGAUGGUGGGGUCGCGAAGUUGGAGAACUCCGUGAGGAGCUUGGAGGAGGAGCGGAGAAAGAUCGAGGCCUUUAAGCGCGAGCUCCCCCUCUGCAUGCUUCUCCUCACCGACGUGAUCGAGGGGUUGAAGAAGGAGCUUGAGAGGUGCCGGGGCGACAGAUUCGUGCAUGUCUUCCAAGAGCUAAUGCCCAUCAGGAGUAGGUACGAAGAGGAGGGUGGGGCGAAGCUGGAAGUCGACUGCAAGGAUAAGAAGAAAUGGAUGAGCUCCGCUCAGCUGUGGAGCGAUUAUUCUAGCGACGACAACAGGAACGAUGAUGACCAGAGCGUGGCGGAUGAGAGAGAUGGAGGACCAGAUGGCCAGGAGGAGGAGGAGGAGAACUUGUGCUUAGAAUCCAAGAGUGGCGCCGACACGUUUGUGCCAUUUAAGGGCAUGGCGGCGCUUGUGAUGAGCUCAAAGCAGGAGGUGAGUCCCACGGCGGUGCUGUCCGAUCUCUCCCUGCGUUCACCUGCCGUCGGGAGCGCCUCUUUCCCCGUUUCUGUCGUCGCUGGGAACCAUCCUGGCAGCGGCGCGGUCUCUAAGUGCGUUGGUCGAGCACCGCCGUCGACGGCAGGUGCCCACCUUAGCUUGCAGCUCCAGCAACAGAGGAAGGCGAGGCGGUGCUGGUCUCCGGAGCUACACCGCCGGUUCGUCCUCGCUCUCCAGCAGCUCGGUGGCGCUCAAGUGGCAACUCCAAAGCAGAUCAGAGAACUGAUGAAGGUGGAUGGUCUCACCAACGAUGAAGUGAAGAGCCAUCUGCAGAAAUACCGAUUGCACACUCGAAAGAUGCCUAAUGCUUCACCUCCUGCUACCCGACCGGUUGUGGUUUUGGGAGGCUUGUGGGUUCCUCCUGAGAACCACACCGCACCACCACGGAAGAGUGUUUCCCAGUCUGGCUCUCCUCAAAGCCCUCUUCAGUUGGCCGAUGCCCGCCGAGCCAUCUCUCCGACCGCUGGAGAUAGCUGUGAGGAAGAAGGUGGGAAGUCAGAGUGCCACAACUGGAGAUGAGGAGAAUUUGCUGCUGGACUCAGUAAACAAGAAAGCAGCUUGUGGGAUCGGAGAAGAAUAAUAUGAAAGAGAGGCUUUUAGGAGCAUUGUGAAGAGACUGACAUAGUACUUCCCAUGUAUAGAGAUGUGGAGAGUUUUGUGGAUACAGUACUUGCCAAGAUCUGAUCGGAUUGGAGCAGAGUCAAUAGUAGCUUUUGCUGGUUAGAGAAGACUCUCGAGUGCUCCUCAUAUGAGAUUUUAAGCAGGUUUUCCUACAUUAUUAGUAUCUCAAUUUUCCUGUAAGUUUUAGUCCCCAUAAUAUUGGUCUGCUGGUUUUCGACAAGAUUGGAUCUUGAAGCAUUGCCAAAACUUUGUCUGCUGCUAUUUGGUAAUCUUCAUGGAAGAUGAGGCAGGAGAAAAGGUGUAGCUGUUAAUUGCAUCUGCUGCUGAGCUAAUAGUUCCAUAUCAAUCCUUUUUUUUCUCUUCAUGAAGCCAGAUUUUUCUUGUGAUUAACCGAAAACAUAUAGUUCAAAUCAUCCUGCAACACUCAGUGCUCACUCUCAAUGAAUUCAUAUGGCUUCAGGUGAUACCUUCAGGCCAGUCCUUUGUCUGCCACAUCUUCUUUGUGUGCUGCAAAGCAGCCUUGGUCUGUCAGCACCAGCAAUUUAGCUUCUCUCUUCCAAGUAGAACAUUUUGCUGCCAUCCAUCAGAGCUUUCUGUUGCUUCUGAUCUCAAGGUUUUCUACAUCCAGCAUUUCUGUGAGCAGCACAGAAGAGACAUUCCACUGCAUUUGGGCAUGAGAUAAAGCCAAAGCAUCAAGAAUCAUUUCAGGCACAGUAGGGCCAGUUGUGGCAUCGAGGAUCAUUUCAUCAUGCAUCUGCUUGCCUGACAGAGUGCAUCCUCUCAUGGAUUCUACUCACUGCUUGCUAGUAGCAUGCCAUUGCUAUUUCACAUGAUGUCCCCAGCUGCCUUCUGAGACUCUUCCCCCCACUGCUCUAUUUCUGAGAGAUGCUGUCUUCCUCAGUGUCUAAAGAGGUUUGUACAAAGGAGAGAUUAAGACCCAAAUGCAUAACCUGCAGAUUCCAUCCUUCUCUCAGUUACUCUGAA
Musa acuminata AAA Group (dessert banana) is the source of this 2340-nucleotide messenger RNA. Its product is annotated as transcription factor NIGTH1-like. The coding region runs from base 43 to 1254 and encodes 403 amino acids. The record is from RefSeq and is a predicted model, not a curated record. Gene Ontology annotation, molecular function: DNA-binding transcription factor activity; DNA binding. Lineage: Eukaryota; Viridiplantae; Streptophyta; Magnoliopsida; Zingiberales; Musaceae. Gene Ontology annotation, biological process: regulation of DNA-templated transcription. The transcript has 5 exons.